GCGCGCACCGUGCGGGAGAUGAUCUGAAGCCGCAAUGGGACUGAACGCAUCCAAGUUGGAGGAGUUCCUGCUGCCGGCGUCGCUGCACUAAAACAAAGACUCCUGCUUUCUGUUCUCUUCUCUGCGUUAUUAUUAUUAUUUUUAUUUUUAUUAUUAUUAUUAUUUGCGUCUGAGCCGUUUCUGCAGGAUGUUGAGGAUAUAUUGGAAAGCCGGGUAGAUAAAGUCAGCUGCCUCUGAUGAGGACGACCUCUUCCUCUCCUCCACCACACAAAGGGAACUACGGUACAACAAGUACUUUUUGUCCACACACACCCCUCUCUCUCACACACACACACACCGGUCUUAUGCCAUUAAGAAGCGGAGGGGGCUGCUUUAAGGACAAAAUGGAUCACUUUGCAGCGGAGUGCCUUGUCUCAAUGUCCAGUCGUGCAGUGGUGCACGCUCCUAAAGGCAACAGGGAGCUCAAGCCGGAGAUCCCGUCCUCCUCUUCCAGGAGCGCGGAGGACAUAAAGGAGGUGAAGGAGAACUCGUCGCUGUUCGUGGUGGCGCGGAUUCUGGCGGAUUUUAACCAGCAGACCCCCAACGAGCAGCAGCCUGCCAAAGUGAUCCUAAAGGAUGAGAGCGCGCAGACCCUCCGAGAGGAUGGAAACUGUGCCACACCUACCGCCGGCUGCGACCCUGCGCUCAGACAAAGAGGCAGAAGAGCCAGAGGUCGAACUGAGCAGGAGUCACCUCAGAAAAAGCACAAAUGCCACUACUCUGGCUGUGAAAAAGUUUAUGGCAAAUCCUCCCACCUCAAAGCCCACCUAAGGACGCACACAGGCGAGCGGCCCUUCCCGUGCACCUGGCCCGACUGCAGCAAGAAGUUCGCCCGCUCGGACGAGCUCGCCCGCCACUACCGCACCCACACGGGGGAGAAGAAGUUCAGCUGCCCCCUCUGCGACAAGCGCUUCAUGCGCAGCGACCACCUGAUGAAGCACGCCCGGCGCCACUCAGAUUUCCAGCCCGACAUGUUGAAAAGGCCCCACAGCAGCAGCAGCACGCGCCCCGGCUCCCUCAGCGACUACAGCCGCUCGGACGCCUCCAGCCCCACCCUCAGCCCCACCCUCAGCCCAGCCAACUCGCCUUAAACUGAACCCUGGUCGCACUUUCCAGGCCUCCGGACUGCGAGGUCUCUCUUUUCAUCGUAACACUUCUGUUGCACAGUUGUCAGCAGCCCCC
This is a messenger RNA of Nematolebias whitei (Rio pearlfish), 1221 nucleotides long. RefSeq names its product Kruppel-like factor 13 (gene klf13). Gene Ontology annotation, molecular function: DNA-binding transcription factor activity, RNA polymerase II-specific; RNA polymerase II cis-regulatory region sequence-specific DNA binding. Bases 237 to 1130 code for a protein of 297 amino acids. Lineage: Eukaryota; Metazoa; Chordata; Actinopteri; Cyprinodontiformes; Rivulidae. Gene Ontology annotation, biological process: regulation of transcription by RNA polymerase II. The transcript is spliced from 2 exons. The record is from RefSeq and is a predicted model, not a curated record.